AUGUUAUUUAUUCAAAUUUUUAUUCUUUUAUUUGUAUUGAUAGAUAUAAAAUGUAUUAUAAUUUGCAUAAAAAUUGAAACGUAUCAAACAAAGUUUUCCUUACAACACAAGAAGUACAGUUUGAACAAAAGUAAAAAAGGGAGAAAAAAGGCAACUCCUUUUUUUGUAAAUAUAAAUGAUAACAAAAAUUUUAAGUUAGUUAAUCGGUACAUAAUUGAAAAGUUAAGGAAAAAUUAUCAAUUUAUUUCGUUACAAGAAGGGAAAAAAAGUAUAAAAGAACGGGUUAAUAAUAAUAAAGAAAUCAUACCCCGUACACUUUUCAGUACCAUAAAUGGUAAUACGACUAUUAUUAUUGAAAGUGAGAAAAAAAAUUCUUUACAAAAUCAAAGAGAUAAUAUUACAAACGGUUGUAAGGAACAUACUCAAGUUACCGCAAUUGAAGAUCCUCCCUACGAUAGUACUAGGAAGAGGAGAAAUGGGAAAAUUUUUUAUCAUCAUGAUAGUAGACAAACCGUUAAAGGGAAGAGCCAAAAACAGACUAGAGGAAAAACCGAAAAGAAUAAAGUUCUUAGUGCGUUAAAAUAUCCACAAAACUAUUACACUGGAACAAAGGAGAAUCGUACUAUUGUAGAUAUACAGAAUACGAAUGUAAGGAGCUUUCUACUUAGUAAAAAUGAAGAAAGAUCGCUUGCCCUGCAGGAUUACAUAUACAGAUCAUGGAAGAAGAAGAAUUUUUCCAAUUUCCUGGUAUCCCUUAAUGACGAGGCAUUUGACUACACUUGUAUAGAACAGUGGUUGCACAAAUUAUCGAUAAGUCUGAAUAAAAAAUAUUUAAAAAUAAAAAUUAAUGAGGAUCAUAUAUUAAUAAGAAAUAAGUAUUUUGAAAAUGAAAAAAGAAAAUUAAAUGAGUUUAAAAUAGAUUUUAGUGUUAUUGAAAAAUGCUUUGAUAUAAUGAUAGAAAAUAUGAAUAAAUUUUGUUCAUAUGAAAUUACGUCCAUUUUAUGGGCUAUAACGAUAAUUAUAUUGAAGGCUUCAAAAAAUUCAAAUAAUUUAAUAAGUUUUAAAUUUAAUAGUACAACAUGUCAUCCUGUUAUUAUAAUAUCAAUUAUAAAAAAAUUCAAAAUAUUUUUUUCAUUGGCGGUUAAGAAAUUGAAUAGUAUAAAAUUUAAUUUGUCUAUUGAUGAAUCACUGUGGGCUAUUUGGAGCAUAUGUAAAUUGCUUUAUUUUAACAUUAUGUUUGAUAAUUAUUUAGGUAAGACAAAGGAAAGGGAUGAAAUUUUAACAGAGGAGGAGAAAGCUGGGCAGAAUUUCUCUUGUGUUACAGGAAGCGGUGUUAAUGAUAGUAAUGCUUCCGUCGAUUUUACGUACCAGGGGGAGGGAAAUGAAGAGGUUGUAUUCCAUACAACCCAGAAAGAGGAGCUAGCAGUUGUUAGCAGUGGGGGUAGCAGAAAUAAUAAUGCGGCUGGAAAUGGACAUUAUGAAGACUAUACAGCUUAUGAACGUAAUGGUAAUGAGCAGUUAGCCCGUGUGAGGGAGAAAAAGCAGGAGGAUUACAAUAUAUGCCAGAAACAAUUCUUGAUGAACAAAUUUUUGUUAAGUGAAGAAAUGAUAACUAACAUAUUAGAUACGUUUAAUUAUAUAUACAAAAGAUUACUUAAAAAUAUAAAAUUUCUAAAUGAUAAAUAUUAUAUAUAUAUCCCGUUCAUAAUAUUUGAAUCACAAACAUUGAUGUUAAAAAAUAGUAUAUUAUUAUUAAAUCGAAUAAUACAUUUAAUUUUAAAAAAUGAAAUUUUGUUAAAACUUUUUAACUUGGACUAUUUGAAAAGUUUAUACAUGGAAAACUCAGGAAAAAUUGCAUCGAAUAAAGUAGAUGACAUAUACAGAAACAGUAAAGAUAUUUUUAGAAUAAAAACACUGAGUAAGGUGUAUAAACUAAUAAAAUGUAUUUCUAAAAUAUUUUACCCCUUAAAGAACCCAAACAUAAUGAAUAUAAACUUACAUAAUAAUUAUAAAAGUUUGGAUAAACAUAUCCUGGGAGAUUUUAUUCUUUCGUGUAAUCAUGCUUUGGUAAAAUACAUCGAUUAUUUUGUUUUCAUCAUUAAUUAUAAAAACAGAGGGGAAUUCAGGGAUUUCAUGGGUAGUUCGAAUUUUGAGGGGAGAACAGUGGAUACUAGUAUUAAAGAAAAAGAAAUAAAAGAAGAUGUGGAUCGUACCUCGUCCCCGGGUAGCACUAUGGUAAUAGAUUUGGGUCAACAGGACAGGGUAAAAAUUAAGGAUGAGGUAAAAAUGAAGUAUAAAAACGAGUUAGUUUUUAUUUAUAAUUGCUUGAAAAGUUCAUUUGUAUCCUUGAUUAAGUUAGACUUAAAGGAUAAGUACAUGUAUGAAUGGUUAAACCAUAAUAUACAUCUUUUUAAAUUUGACAACAUGAACAAGGGAAGAAGAUAUUCCCCUAAUUGGGAAGAUGAGAAAAAGGAUAAUUGGGGUAGAAAUAUAAAUGGUUCAAGCAAAUGGGAGGAAGAUGUUGUAUUGAUGGAUGAUGGGAUGGAUGGCAUAGGAGUGGAAGCGUUGAAUGCUGAUGAUGAUAAUAUAGAGGAGAAUAAAUCAAAGGAGGGAAACAGGAGUUCGAGUAGAAAUCAAAUGAGUAGAGAACAUCUUUCAACUGAAGCGGCAAAUUAUGCACUAAAAAAUUAUGUUAAUAGUGCAGGUUUAUAUUAUGAAUCGAAAAAAGAUAACCCUACUGCUAAGGAAAAGAUAAAAAACAACAUAUCUGACGUUUGUUUAGAUGUGCUAGCAUUAAGCAGAUUUAGCAAAUUGUACAAUGCGGAUAUGAAAAAGAAGUUAAUAGAAAACAUUGAGCAAAGUAUAGAAGAUACAGUGAAAAGAUUUAAAUUAGUGUAUAGAAAUUAUAAUGUGAAGGAUCCAACAUAUAUAAGAAAUAAUGAUAUAUAUAUUAUAAAAGAUACACAUAUUGAAGAGUUAUAUGAUGAAGAGACGAAAACAUUUUUUAAAAAAAAUCAAAAUAUUGAAUUUCGAAAUAUUAUAAUGCCAAAACAACUAGCCAUUUUUAUAAAUUAUUUAGGUAGAAAUAACCAUUUAAUUGAGAAACAAAAGUUAGACAACAUCUAUUUUAUAUCUGUAAUAUAUAUCAAUAUGACAAAAUUUAAUUAUUUUACAUCAAACGAUAUUAUUCAUUUUUUACAAGGGUUAUUAAAUUAUACUGGAACAAAUAAUAGUUAUGUAGUAAAUUCUGAACACGUUCAUAAAAUGUUAAUAUUAUUAUGUAAUAUUGUUGAAGAAUCUUUCUUAUAUUGGAAAUCUUCUAACAUAUGUCAGCUCAUAUAUCUGUUGGCCAAAUUUAAACAUAUACAUGGAAAUAUUUUUAACAAGUUUGACUGGUUCUUAAGUACUAUUACAUUUCCAAAUUAUAUAUAUCAAAAGGCGAAUGUGACAGGUUUAAAAAGUGCAAAAGGGUAUAUUUUGAACGACCCGAACUGUUUGCUCAUGCAGGAAGGGGGGCGAAGCAGUAGUAGGGAUAGCAGUAACGAUGGGGAUAAAAGUAACGAUGGAGAUAGAAGUAACGAUGGGGAUAGAAGUAACGAUGGGGAUAGAAGUAACGAUGGGGAUAGAAGUAACGAUGGGGAUAGAAGUAACGAUGGGGAUAAAAGUAACGAUGGAGAUAGAAGUAACGAUGGAGAUAGAAAUAACAAUACAUCCAAUAUCCCAAUGAGCAUCUCAAUAAAUGAGCUUAAAUACGAUAACCUCGGUUCAGCUAUGUGGGCUUUGACAUCAAUUAACAAAAACGUAAUAAAAAAUAAGCAUUACUUGAAGUUUUCCUACUUAUUUUCCGUGUACUUUUCCCUGCACAUGAAGCUCUUCUUACAGCAGGAAGCGCCAAGUGGUGUAUCCCCCCGUACAGCCAAAUCAGCCAUGUAUGGCUCAGCCACGUAUAAUACUGUUUCUUCUACAACCAUGUUUACCUCGUUCGAUCCAAAUGGUAGGCAAAAAGGAGUGUAUCUAACUGACUGGGACUUUUUGCAUUAUAAUAGGGGGUACUAUAAAAUGCCAAUAGAUUCAAUGACGAUUAGUAUAUAUAUGAAUACAUUUGCAAGGAAAAUAAAAAUUGGUUUUUUGUUUUUUUAUGAUGUUAUUCAUAACAAUAGUGAUAUUGUAUAUCACUUUUCGCUUAAGGAACUUUCGUAUUUAGUGUAUUCCUUAUCGCACAUAAAUGAGUGUUCACUAAUGGGAAGCAUUUUUGAAAUGGAGGAUAAAAAGAAUAAUGAGUGUUCAAAGAACACAGAGGAGAGGGAAAACGCUUUUUUAAAAUUUUUAGAUUCAAGUAGUUCAUUGUGGAUUGAGGAAAUUGAUAGUUUAUUCGAGUCGGUGGAGGGAAAGUGCGGUGUGCGGAAUACUAUGGGUGAUAAGGAUGAGGAGCGCGAUAAGCGUGAGGAGUGUGAGAACCGUAUACAAGGAGAAGAAACAGAUGCUACAGUUGAGCAAUUGAGCGAUAUGAGCGGUGGUAGGAAGAGUUACCUAACCCGUUCAGAUGGAAAACACAAGAAAAGUAUUGUGAGAAAGGAAAACUUUUUAAAAUUUAAAAAUGAAAGAAUUCACUUAUCAAAUGAGUUUUUGAAUAAUUUAAUGGAAAAAAUUAUUUAUUAUACUUCCUAUAUAUUAAAUAAGGAAACAUAUUAUAAAGAUGUUAAACAGAAUGAUACACAAUACAUUAGCAAUGCAAACAAAAAAAAUACUAUCGAAAUUAUAGAUUUGGUGAAAUUAAUUUACAGUUUCUUUAUUUUCUUAAAUCAGAAGGUACACAUAGGCAAAACAGAAGGGUUAGAUUUUAGUCAAGUAGAAUACAUAAUUCAUCAAUACAACUUAAUAGUCAAGAGCAUACUGAGUACGUUCAAUUAUAUUUACUUCAUAAUUGACACUUACUCUUUGAUAAGCAAUAUAUACGUGCUGGACUAUUUCACAAAGAAUAUAAUAAAGGAGUUUGUGCAAAUAUGCGCGAAAAAAAUUGAAGAAGAAAAAAUGGUAGAUUUAGAAAAAAAAAAAAUUAUGUUAAGUAUACAGAAUUUGAAGGCCACUAACUAG
Plasmodium malariae is the source of this 5094-nucleotide messenger RNA. Its product is annotated as conserved Plasmodium protein, unknown function. The transcript has 3 exons. Bases 1 to 5094 code for a protein of 1697 amino acids. NCBI's taxonomy places the organism in Eukaryota, Apicomplexa, Aconoidasida, Haemosporida, Plasmodiidae. The record is from RefSeq and is a predicted model, not a curated record.